Messenger RNA from Aspergillus oryzae RIB40, 402 nucleotides. Its product is annotated as 40S ribosomal protein eS24. The transcript has 3 exons. Gene Ontology annotation, cellular component: ribosome. Gene Ontology annotation, molecular function: structural constituent of ribosome. The record is from RefSeq and is a predicted model, not a curated record. Bases 1 to 402 code for a protein of 133 amino acids. Lineage: Eukaryota; Fungi; Ascomycota; Eurotiomycetes; Eurotiales; Aspergillaceae. Gene Ontology annotation, biological process: translation.
AUGGCCGACACUCCCGUUACCCUGCGGACUCGCAAGUUCAUCCGCAACCCCCUGCUUGCUCGUAAGCAGAUGGUCGUUGACGUCCUCCACCCCAACCGCGCCAACGUCUCCAAGGAUGAGCUCCGCGGCAAGCUCGCCGACCUGUACAAGGCCAACAAGGACCAGGUCUCCGUCUUCGGCUUCCGUACGCAAUACGGUGGUGGCAAGAGCACUGGCUUCGCCCUCGUCUACGACUCCCAGGAGGCCCUGAAGAAGUUCGAGCCUCACUACCGUCUCGUCCGUAUCGGUGCUGCCGAGAAGAUCGAGAAGCCCAGCAGACAGCAGCGCAAGCAGCGCAAGAACCGCUCCAAGAAGUUCCGUGGUACCGCCAAGACCAAGGGCCCCAAGAAGUCCAAGAACUAA